CUUCCGGUCCCUCCUCCUUUCCCCUCCCCCGCGCAACAAUCCGAUUGACAUUUAGUUCCGAGAGUCGAGCUGAUCGAGAAGCGUGUCCGCUCCGGAUCGGACAAACCUUCCCCCGAGAUACCCGGUUACGCGUCCCAAUAUUGAGCUGCCCGUUUCGAAGGGAAUAUCAUCCCCUCCUCCUUGUGAGAUGCCUUUACCGGUGACCCCCAUGGAGUUGUACGAGAAAGUGGCUCUCCAAGGGGGUACUGUCCGAUUGCUGAAGUCAAACAAAGCACCAAAGGAAGAAAUCGAUGCUGCUGUGAAGGAACUGUUGGCACUCAAAAUGGAUUACAAAACAUUGACAGGCCAGGAGUACAAGGUUGGUAUACCACCCACUAACAGCACACCAGCUAACAAUAAUAGUCUGGCCACUGCAGAAGAUGAUGGAGACAUUGUGGAUCCAUGGACUGUACAGACAACCAAUGCUAAAGGAGUGGACUAUGACAAAUUGAUUGUUCGGUUCGGAAGCAGCAAAAUUGAUCAGGAGUUAAUUAACAGAAUGGAACAAGUCACUGGUCAGAAAGCUCAUCAUUUCUUUCGCAGAGGAAUCUUCUUCUCUCAUCGCGAUAUGCACCAGAUCCUUGAUGCUUAUGAGAUGAAAAAAUCAUUUUACCUAUACACAGGACGUGGUCCCUCAUCAGAAGCAAUGCAUAUGGGCCACCUUAUUCCAUUCAUCUUCACAAAGUGGCUCCAAGAUGUUUUUGAUGUUCCUCUUGUAAUUCAGCUGACCGAUGAUGAGAAAUAUCUGUGGAAGGACAUAACACUAGAACAAGCCUAUCACUAUGCAGUUGAGAAUGCCAAAGACAUCAUUGCUUGUGGCUUUGAUAUAAAUAAAACCUUUAUCUUCUCUGAUCUGGAUUACAUGGGACAGAGCCCAGGAUUCUAUCAGAAUGUGGUUAAGAUCCAGAAGCACGUUACUUUUAAUCAAGUAAAGGGGAUCUUUGGCUUUGGAGAUAGUGACUGUAUAGGAAAGAUCAGUUUCCCUGCUAUACAGGCUGCUCCGUCUUUCAGCACCUCAUUUCCGCAAAUCUUUAACGGCCAAAAGGAUAUUCAGUGUCUCAUUCCCUGUGCUAUUGACCAGGAUCCAUAUUUUCGGAUGACCAGGGAUGUUGCUCCAAGGAUUGGAUACCCAAAGCCAGCACUGUUGCAUUCAGUGUUCUUCCCUGCUCUGCAAGGAGCACAAACAAAGAUGAGUGCCAGUGACUCCAACUCAUCCAUCUUUCUCACAGAUACUCCAAAACAGAUCAAAACAAAGAUCAACAAGCAUGCUUUUUCUGGUGGUAAGGAUACUAUUGAAGAACACCAACAGUUUGGUGGGAAUUGCGAAGUAGACGUGUCUUACAUGUACUUAAGCUUUUUCCUAGAAGAUGAUGAGAAAUUGGAGAAAAUAAGACAGGAUUAUUCAAGUGGAAAGCUUCUUACGGGAGAGCUGAAGAAGAUUCUUAUUGAAACACUGCAGCCUAUCAUUGCAGAACACCAACUGCGACGCAAGCAGGUGACCAAUGAAACUGUGAAACAGUUCAUGACUCCCCGGAAACUGGUGUUUGACUUUUAAUGACUGAUUGACUGAUUUCAGAACUGGUCAAACUGUACGGAGAAUGAAGUCAGUGUUCAUUUAUCAGGAUCUUAACAUUGUGCUGAGAUUGUGUAACAUUAUGGAUGUAUGUUUUAGAAUAUAUUAAUAAAUAUCACUAAAUUAUAACCAA
Stegostoma tigrinum is the source of this 1745-nucleotide messenger RNA. It is a transcript of the gene wars1, whose product is annotated as tryptophan--tRNA ligase, cytoplasmic. Lineage: Eukaryota; Metazoa; Chordata; Chondrichthyes; Orectolobiformes; Stegostomatidae. Gene Ontology annotation, biological process: tryptophanyl-tRNA aminoacylation. Gene Ontology annotation, molecular function: tryptophan-tRNA ligase activity; ATP binding. The record is from RefSeq and is a predicted model, not a curated record. Gene Ontology annotation, cellular component: cytoplasm. The transcript is spliced from 11 exons. The coding region runs from base 188 to 1594 and encodes 468 amino acids.